Messenger RNA from Hirundo rustica (Barn swallow), 1965 nucleotides. It is a transcript of the gene BTD, whose product is annotated as biotinidase. The transcript is spliced from 4 exons. Bases 135 to 1700 code for a protein of 521 amino acids. The record is from RefSeq and is a predicted model, not a curated record. Gene Ontology annotation, molecular function: hydrolase activity, acting on carbon-nitrogen (but not peptide) bonds, in linear amides. Lineage: Eukaryota; Metazoa; Chordata; Aves; Passeriformes; Hirundinidae.
CGCGGCGGCACCGGGGCCGGGCCGCUCCCGGGUCUGUGCGGCGGCACCUCCCUUCCUCCCCCUCCCUCCCACAAAGCGGCGGGGCGAGCGCUGUCCGUCCGUCCCCGGGAGAGCGGCAGCGCCGGUCGCGAUUUAUGGCAUUCACCAUGGUGGCUCUGUGCUGGAAGCUGCCCAUCUGCUUUCUCUUCUAUCAAGUGGUCUCAGGAAGAGUGAGGAGGGAGGGGCACUACGUGGCGGCCGUGUACGAGCACGAGUCCAUCCUGAGCCCGACCCCGGCGGUGCCGGUGGAGCGACGCUCAGCGCUGGAGCUCAUGGGCAGGAACCUCGACAUCUAUGAGAAGCAAGUGCUGGCUGCUGCCAGGCAGGGGGCACAGAUCAUUGUUUUUCCUGAAGAUGGAAUCCAUGGCUUCAACUUCACCAGAAGCUCCAUUUACCCUUACUUGGAUUUUGUUCCACACUCACACUCUGGGAAGUGGAAUCCCUGCAGAGAGCCCUAUUUGUUCAAUGACACAGAGGUCGUCCAGCGCCUGAGCUGCAUGGCUCUGAAGAACAAGAUAUUCCUGGUGGCCAACUUAGGGACCAAGCAGCCGUGUGAGCGCUCGGAUCCUCGGUGCCCGUCGGACGGGAGGUACCAGUUCAACACCAACGUGGCGUUGGCCGCGGACGGAGCGCUGCUGGCCACGUACCGCAAACACAAUCUGUACUUCGAGUACGCUUUUGACACCCCUCCAGAGCCAGACUAUGCGUUCUUUGACACCCCUUUUGCUGGCAAGUUUGGCAUGUUCACCUGCUUUGAUAUACUCUUUUUUGAGCCUGCAGUGAACCUCAUCAGACAAUACAAUUUGAAGCAAAUUGUUUAUCCAACCGCCUGGAUGAACCAGCUCCCGCUUUUGUCCGCUGUAGAGUUUCAACAAGCUUUUGCAACAGCUUUCAAUAUCAAUAUUUUAGCGGCCAACAUCCACCACCCUGCCUUGGGCAUGACAGGGAGUGGCAUAUACACUCCAGUCAAAUCAUUCAUCUACCACAACAUGGAAAGUUAUGGUGGCAAGCUCAUAGUAGCAGAAAUUCCUGUGAUUACUCCAGAUUAUAAAAGCAAUUUAGAGAGUGAUGAAAGAUUUAGAGAGAACUUACAUGACUCAUGCCGGACUUUUACGAGCACCUCACUGGAUGAUGAAGUUUGCUUUAAGGAGCAAGAAGAGACUCCUGGCAGAGUAUCUGAAAAAGGAAAGGAACAGUCACCUCCUUCCUUUUACGCAGAAAUGAUGUAUGACAACUUCACUUUUGUUCCCGUGUGGGGGGAAAGAGGGGAGCUCCAGGUUUGUGCCAAUACUCUUUGUUGUUACCUAAACUAUAGGAGAGCUGUUUUAACUGAUGAAUUAUAUGCUUUGGGAGUUUUUGACGGGCUCCAUACAGUACAUGGCACAUACUAUGUCCAGGCCUGUGCCUUGGUGAAGUGUGGUGGUCUCAGCUUUAGCACUUGUGGGCAGGAGGUCACAGAUGCCACUGCUCUGAUAGAUUUCCAGCUAUGGGGAAAUAUGAGCACCCCUUACAUCUUUCCUUUGCUGCUGACAUCUGGUAUUACCUUGGACUUUGCUGAUCACAUGGGCUGGAAAAACAAUCACUAUUUCCUCAGCAAAAAUAGAACAUCUUCUGGCCUCCUGACAGCUGCUCUCUAUGGACGAUGGUAUGAGAAGGACUAGCACAGAUAUUUGACUGAGUUAGAAACCAACUGCCCAUACGUUCAGCGUAUCUUAACAGAAAUUGUUGGAUAUCCAUAUUUCCUAGAGGUUCAGGUGUGUUUGUCCCAUCACUGCCUGAAUAGGUCCCACAUUUGGAAUAAUGGCUCUAACUACAGUCUGUACCAUGGUAGCUUAUGUCCUACCAGGAGUGAAAGAACUGCAAAGGCUUGCUGUGAUCUGGUGAGAUGUUUUAUACCAGAAAAUAACACUUCCCAUUUCAACUGAA